Molecule: messenger RNA, 3951 nt
Organism: Arvicola amphibius (Eurasian water vole)
Lineage: Eukaryota; Metazoa; Chordata; Mammalia; Rodentia; Cricetidae
Gene: Myo3b
Product: myosin IIIB
Exons: 33
Coding region: 28-3951 (1307 amino acids)
Biological process (GO): protein phosphorylation
Cellular component (GO): myosin complex
Molecular function (GO): cytoskeletal motor activity; protein binding; ATP binding
Source: RefSeq, a predicted model, not a curated record
CUGUAUGGAUUAUUUCGCUACAACCCCAUGAUGCUUCGACUGGAAUCCCUCCCAGACCCCACGGACACCUGGGAGAUUAUAGAAACCAUUGGCAAAGGCACUUACGGCAAGGUCUACAAGGUGGCCCACAAGAGAGACGGGAGUCUGGCGGCUGUGAAGAUCCUGGACCCCGUGAGUGAUAUGGAUGAGGAGAUUGAGGCUGAAUACAACAUUCUGCGGUUUCUCCCUAACCACCCCAAUGUCGUGCAGUUUUAUGGGAUGUUUUACAGAGUGGAUCGUUGCGUCGGAGGACAGCUGUGGCUGGUCCUGGAGCUGUGUAACGGGGGCUCUGUCACUGAGCUUGUCAAGGGCCUCCUGAGACGUGGCAAGCGGCUGGAUGAAGCUGUGAUCUCCUACAUUCUGUAUGGAGCCCUCUUGGGCCUUCAGCAUUUGCACCACCAUCGAAUCAUCCACCGGGAUGUGAAGGGGAAUAACAUUCUCCUGACGGCAGAAGGAGGAGUCAAGCUCGUUGACUUUGGUGUCUCUGCUCAGCUUACAAGCACACGCCUACGGAGAAACACAUCAGUUGGGACCCCAUUCUGGAUGGCCCCUGAGGUCAUUGCUUGUGAACAGCAGUAUGACUCGUCCUAUGACGCUCGUUGUGACGUCUGGUCUUUGGGCAUCACAGCCAUUGAGCUGGGAGAUGGAGACCCUCCCCUCUUUGAAAUGCAUCCUGUGAAAAUGCUCUUUAAGAUCCCAAGAAAUCCUCCCCCCACUUUGCUGCACCCAGAAGAAUGGUGUGAGGCCUUUAACCACUUCAUUUCACAGUGUCUUAUUAAAGAUUUUGAAAAGCGGCCUUCGGUCACCCAUCUCCUGGAACACCCAUUCAUUAAAGGAACUCAAGGCAAGAUUUUGUUUCUGCAAAAACAGCUGGCCAACGUGCUCCGAGACCAGAAACGUCUGAACCCUGUUACCAAAACCAGGCACGAAAGGAUGCAUACCAGAAGACCCUAUCGAGUGGAGGAUGCUGACAGACACUGCCUCGAAGAUGACUUGGUCAAUCUCGAGGUCCUGGAUGAGGACACAAUUAUCUACUGGCUGGAGAAGCGCUAUGCAGACGCGCUGAUCUACACCUAUGUGGGAGACAUUCUAAUCGCCUUAAACCCCUUCCAGAAUCUAAGCAUAUACUCUCCACAGUUUUCCAGGCUUUAUCACGGGGCGAAGCGAGCCUCGAAUCCUCCCCACAUAUUCGCGUCAGCAGACAAUGCUUACCAGUGUUUGGUCACUUUCAACAAAGACCAGUGCAUCGUCAUCAGUGGAGAGAGUGGAUCAGGGAAGACAGAAAGCACCCACCUCAUCGUUCAGCAUCUGACUUUCUUGGGAAAGGCCAACAAUCAAACCUUACGCCAGAAAAUCCUCCAAGUGAACUCCCUGGUGGAAGCUUUUGGGAACGCCUGCACAGCCAUCAAUGACAACUCCAGCCGGUUUGGAAAGUAUCUGGAAAUGAUGUUCACACCAACUGGAGCUGUGAUGGGGGCGAGAAUCUCCGAGUACCUCCUUGAAAAGUCCAGAGUUAUAAAGCAGGCCGCGGGAGAGAAAAAUUUUCACAUAUUUUACUAUAUUUAUGCUGGCCUUUAUCACCAAAAGAAACUUUCUAAGUUCAGACUUCCUGAGGAAAAGCCUCCUAGAUACAUAGCUGCUGAAACUGGGCGAGUCAUGAAGGACAUCACGUCCAAGGAGUCUUACCGGAGACAGUUUGAGGCGAUCCAGCACUGCUUCAGGAUUAUCGGGUUCACCAACAAGGAGGUUCAUUCCGUGUACAGAAUUCUGGCUGGGAUUUUGAAUAUCGGGAACAUCGAGUUUGCAGCUAUUUCCUCUCAGCACCAAACGGACAAAAGCGAGGUACCCAACCCUGAAGCUUUGGAAAAUGCUGCCUGUGUACUCUGCAUCAGCCCUGAGGAGCUCCAGGAGGCUCUCACGUCCUACUGUGUGGUCACCCGAGGCGAGACCAUUGUCCGAGCCAACACCGUGGACAGGGCUGCAGAUGUCAGGGAUGCCAUGUCUAAGGCCCUCUAUGGGAGACUCUUCAGCUGGAUUGUGAAUCGCGUCAACACACUCCUGCAGCCAGAUAAAAACAUAUGCAGUGCCGAGGACAGGAUGAACGUGGGCAUCUUGGACAUUUUUGGCUUUGAGGAUUUCCAGAGGAAUUCCUUUGAACAGCUCUGCAUAAAUAUCGCCAACGAGCAGAUCCAGUACUACUUCAAUCAGCACGUGUUCGCUCUCGAGCAGAUGGAGUACCAGAACGAAGACAUUGAUGCUGUCCCUGUGCAGUAUGAGGACAAUCGCCCGCUCCUGGACAUGUUCCUCCAAAAACCCUUGGGCCUCCUUGCCCUUCUGGAUGAGGAAAGUCGGUUUCCCCAAGCGACAGACCAGACCUUGGUCGAUAAAUUUGAAGAUAACCUACGGUGCAAGUUCUUCUGGAGGCCCAAAGGAGUGGAGCUCUGCUUUGGCAUUCAACACUACGCUGGCCCGGUACUAUAUGAUGCUUCUGGGGUUCUUGAGAAAAACAGAGACACUCUCCCGGCUGAUGUGGUUGUAGUCCUGAGGACGUCUGAGAACAAACUUCUUCAGCAACUGUUCUCAAUCCCCUUGACCAAAACAGGUAAUUUGGCCCAAACAAGAGCUAGGAUCACAGCAUCUUCAAGAUCUUUGCCUCCACAUUUCAGUGCUGGGAAAGCCAAGGUAGACACCCUGGAGAUGAUCCGUCAUCCAGAAGAAACUACCAACAUGAAGAGACAAACCAUGGCUUCUUAUUUCCGGUACUCACUGAUGGAUCUGCUCUCCAAAAUGGUGGUGGGACAGCCCCACUUCGUGCGUUGCAUUAAACCUAACAACGAGCGCAAGGCCCUGCAGUUCUCCCCAGACAGAGUCCUGGCCCAGCUCCGCUCCACAGGGAUCCUGGAGACAGUCAGCAUCCGCAGGCAGGGUUAUUCCCACCGAAUCCUCUUUGAAGACUUUGUGAAAAGGUAUUAUUACUUGGCGUUCCGAGCACAUCAAACACCUCCUGCUAACAAAGAGAGCUGUGUUGCUAUCUUGGAAAAGUCCAGAUUAGAUCACUGGGUCCUGGGAAAAACAAAGGUUUUUCUCAAAUAUUACCACGUGGAACAAUUAAAUUUGCUACUGCGAGAAGUCAUAGGCCGAGUGGUCAUGCUGCAGGCAUAUACCAAGGGCUGGCUCGGAGCCAGAAGAUACAAACGAGCCAGAGAGAAGAGAGAGAAGGAGAAGGCUGCCAUUGCCAUCCAGUCAGCCUGGAGAGGAUAUGAUGCUCGGAGGAAAUUUAAGCAAAUCAGCCACAGAAGGAGUGAGACUGCGGUUCAUGCUCAAGCAGUUCUCCAGACCUCUCCUGAGAAGAGAAGCUGUCCAGAUUCAGAUGCAGAAUCAAACAACGGCCACGAAGAAACUUCAAGUGCCUCCUCUGCUAAAGCCGCCACAGAUUGGCAUCUGCAAGCCCGGAGUUCCCCAUCAGGCUGUGAUGUUGUCUCAGAACAUGUAUUUAAGACAGCUGGGCAUCCCAAUGCUGAGCUCUCAGUUGCUGGAACUGAUGUGUCGUCUUCCUGGACGUGUUAUACUGCCCCAGCUCACCAAAGACCGAACACCUGCGAAGGCGCUCCCACACCCGGUUCAGAAGAUGGUCUCUCCCAGAAGCAGCGAGCACCUCGCAGACGGUGUCAGCAGCCCAAAAUGUUGAGUAGCCCCGAGGACACCAUGUACUAUAACCAGUUAAAUGGAACUCUAGAAUAUCAAGGGAGCCAGAGGAAGCCAAGAAAACUUGGACAAAUCAAAGUCCUGGACGGGGAAGACCAGUAUUACAAAUGCCUCUCCCCUGGGGCCAGUGCCCCUGAGGAAAACGACUCCGCUCACCUGUUCUUUUUCUCCUCGUCACCCAGAGGAGACUCCGAUGCUCCGCACUGA